Molecule: messenger RNA, 1810 nt
Organism: Osmerus eperlanus (European smelt)
Lineage: Eukaryota; Metazoa; Chordata; Actinopteri; Osmeriformes; Osmeridae
Product: vesicle-associated membrane protein-associated protein A-like
Exons: 7
Coding region: 354-1235 (293 amino acids)
Biological process (GO): neuron projection development; endoplasmic reticulum membrane organization
Cellular component (GO): plasma membrane; endoplasmic reticulum membrane
Molecular function (GO): FFAT motif binding
Source: RefSeq, a predicted model, not a curated record
CCUAGAGGGACAAAGGAAUAGAAGACAUAAAAAAGAAGUUAUCCAUAAAUCAAAUUUCGCUGUCUAAGUUUUGUUUUGCAUACCCGGCAGUCUAGUUUCCCAUGCAUAUCUUCUCAUUAUUGUUAAUAUUAUUAUUGUUAUUAUAGUUGUUCUAAGUUUAUCAUUACGGUAGGCUAAUAUUUGAUUUGAAUGGAAGCGCAACCAGCUCACCGGCGGGAGACCCCGAAGCGCAAACACAGGAUGAUUUGAAACUAAACAGUGACGUAAUUUUGCUACGCGCUUCCGUAGCAACCCAGAUCUGAAUGUGCGAUUUUUACUCAUCCUUUCAUAAACAUUAGGUUUAAGAAUAAGACAUGUCUAAAUUGGAACAAAUACUUGUCCUUGACCCACCAUAUGACCUAAAAUUUAAAGGUCCGUUCACAGACGUGGUGACCACCCACCUGCGUCUGUGGAACCCAUCUGACAGGAGAGUAUGUUUCAAGGUGAAGACCACAGCUCCACGGCGCUACUGUGUCCGACCGAACAGUGGGAUGCUGGAACCGGGAGCCAGCAUUGCUGUCUCAGUCAUGUUGCAGCCCUUCGACUAUGACCCCAAUGAGAAAAGCAAACACAAGUUCAUGGUCCAGACAGUCUUCAUGACUCCCAGCUCCUCAGACACAGAGGCAGUGUGGAAGAAUGCCAAGGCUGAUGACCUGAUGGACUCCAAGCUCCGCUGUGUGUUUGAGUUGCCCUCAGACAACAACAGACAGAUGAGAUUGGCUACAGCAGGUCACACCCCCAAGCUGAGCAGUAGGCAGUAUGGCGGCAGUGCAGCGACCACUCCAGGAGAGUACUGCACCCCUCUGAGCAGCCAACACCACCUGACCUCUGACCUCCUGGAGUGCAGCAAGUGGCAGUCCGAGGUUGACGCGAGCAGAGCCACACCCCUUCUCAGCUCCAGGUCGGACAGCUGCUCCACCUCGCGGCCCAGUGGGGCCCCUCUGGACCAGCCAGACAUGAGGAGGCUGGUGGAGGAGUGUAAGAGGCUGCAGACAGAAGUGGGGAAGCUCUCUGAUGAGAACCGACAGCUUAAGGACGAUGGGGUGAGGAUGAGGAGGAGCCACCGGCCAGACAACACAGUCCUUAACUCUGCCUCCCUGGCGAGGAGAGACCAUGGCUCCAGCUCCUUGCCCUCCCUCCUGGUGGUCAUAGCAGCUAUCUUCAUCGGUCUCUUCCUGGGAAAGUUUGUUCUGUGAGGAGGGGCAGAAUUCGUCCCUGGAGCGAAAGUGAUGGAGAGAAGAGGGUGUGACCUGCCAGUGUACAUGUUCACUGUAACCAGUUAUCAACAGGCCCCGCCUUUUCAAUGCCAUGGUUAUGACACACCAGUGGGAACAACUUGUGGUUGGUUCUCCCUCUUAUGUUCCUGUUUUGAUGGGGGAGAGGAACUGGACAUUGAUCACAUGAUCAUGGCCACGACUGUAGGCAAUUCAACGUCCUAAGUUAACAAAGAAACAAAUGAUUGAAACCAACGAUUCUUUGGUUCUAAAAGUUGGAAUUGUCACUUUCUGUUAUGGUGUCUCCUGUGUUCAAAUUAUUUUAAAGAACCGUGAAACCCAGAGACUCACUAGUCCGAACUCUGAUCUGCUCUCGGGUCUGGAGGAGGAAGUCGGUUUGGAAAUGUGUUCCUCCACUCAUGCAUGUGUCUGGUUCUUUAUGCUACUCUCAAAUGCACAUUGUUUUUCUUUACCUAGACAUUCCAACUUCAUGAGGCAGAUGUUACUGUGCUGUCACAUGGUAUUUAAAGUUGAAAUAAAGAUCUGCCAUUCUUGUA